UGCUGCUUGGCCUGCUGUGUUCAUCCAGCUCCACACUUUGUUAUCUUGGAUUCUCCAGCAUCUGCAAUUCCCAUUAUCUCUGAUCUCUCCAGUCUAUUCUAGUUCAUCCAUCACCUUCACCCGGGGAUGAGUAGGGCUCAUAGAUACGAGCUGUUCUGGCCCACACAUCCCGAAACCAGUCUAUCAAGAAACAAUUUAGUUCCUGCUCGCCAUCCACCGGUUUCUUAAAUAUUUUACGUUACAGCGGACACUGGAAAUCUGAAACAAAAACAGAAAGGCUGGAGAAACCCAGCAGGUCUGGCAGUAUUUGUGGAGAGAGAAACAGAGUUAAGGCUUUGAGUCCAGUGAGUCCUAUUCAAGAGCUUUGCUUUUCUCUCUACGGAGGCUGCAAAACCUGCUGUGUUUCUCCAGUUCUUUAUGUUUUUAACCUAAAUCGUUCGAGUGUUUUUCCGUCUCCACUCUCCCGAUGAUCAGUGGCCGUUAUUGGUUUUGUUUUCGUGUGAGAAGUUAUCCAACCUAAAUUUCCUUUUAAGUGCCUCGAGAUUGUGUCCCUUUGGAAAGGCAGUUGGGUUUCCCAGCACUGACCCACCUCGAGCACGUGGUCUGGCAGUACGAAGACAUUGUCAAAGAAGCUUUGAGCAUUAGAGAAAACAUAGAUGUCGAUGGAGCCUCGCAGCAGAGUGAUAGAUCUGGGCGUUGGAGUUUGAAAGCCUCUGGGACCGUAUUGUCUGACAACGACACCUUGUGAUCUGUAGACGCUGCCGAAAUUGGCCCUUUGCAAAGGCCCUAUGUGUCAGGAACGUUUCAAAGACAGCCUGUGAUUGAAAAAAGCCUCCUGUUUCUAUCCUGUUUAUAUGCAAAAACCAGUUACCACUGACGAAAUUGUCAAGUAUAUCAAAUUACAGAAAGUAACCUAGUGGCUUUUACGUUGCUGGUCGGAACAUUAUUCAAAUCGGGUCUUUGGGUAAAAGGGUUAGUCGAUGGAGAGCCUUGGUGAGCAGAGUGCAGAAUCAAUGUUAUUCUCGUUGUGCUUUUCUCCCAUUGAUUUGUCAGUUUGUUCUUCGGUUUGAUGCGAUUGAGAUCCUAUUGGCUUUUGUUCCUGAUAUGGUUGUUUUAUUAUUCUCCACCGUAUCAUUUCAUUGCAGUAGCUCCUCCUUAAGGGCGGCACGGUGGCUCAGUGGUUCGCACUGCCGCCUCACAGCGCCAGGAACCCGGGUUCCUCUGGGCGCUCCGGUUUCCGUCCAAAGAUAUGUAGCUUAGGUGGGUUAUAGGGGGAUGGGUCUGGGUGAGCUGCUCCAAGGGUCGGUGUGGACUUGUUGGGUCGAAGGGCCUGUUUCCACACUGUAGGGAUUCUAUGAUUCCUUUCCACUCCAAUUGUGUCUGAUUGCCAGUGCUUUCAUGUCUCUGUCACACAGUGUGCAAAGGAGGAUAUUGUAUGGACGUUGCUUUGGAAGGCUGCCUGGUGGUUUGGGAGACCAGUCAUUGAUCACCUGCAGAUCACUGGGCAUGUCCUCCUCUCCAGCCUCUACUGCACUCGAAACCAUUCAAACAGCAACAACUAGAAUUAAAAUAUCCCACGGCACAUCGAAUUUACCUUCUGUUAAUGGACUGGAGGAACAGAGUCGUUGACUAAUCACAGCUAUUAAUCCCCUUCAAUUAGUCCACACAUAAGGUGAGGAAACUGCCAGUGUUGGCGAACGUUGUGAAACAUUAAUCCAGAGACACCUGCUGUUUUCAAGCACUUCAAACCUCAAUUAGCAGAUGCCAGGUUUCAAAUGUCUCAGGCACUGUAAUCCAGAUUACUACUUUCUGAAAGAAAUCUAUCAAAUUUGCAUUUAUUUGAAUGAAAUUGUGGGUCCUCCAACAGUGCUCAGACACUGUAGUCUAACAUGAGCUUGAGCGAACUUUGAGGUAGCGCAGCAUUGCAUCUAUUACAACGGUGUGCAGAACAAACCAGCAGGAGUGCGGUGAUGUAAAUAAAAGCAGGUGCUGGAGCAUGUAGCUCUGAAUUUCAGCAGGGGAUAGAAGUCCACAGAUCAACCUGUGUAACACAGCAUUGUGAAAAAUCAUUGAGCAAAAGGCUGAAAGAGCUUUUCUGGUAGGUAACAGCAACCAGCAUAACACCAAGCCACGUUGACGUGUUCUCAAUUAGGUGGGGCAGUGUUGGACUCGGCCCUCAGCAUUUCUGGGUUUUCGAAGCGAUGGGAAAAUAUUCUGUUGGUCUGUGUUCCCUCCUGUGUGUGAGAGUUUGUGUUUGUGCGUACGUGUGUGUGUUUGUAGUGUGUUUGUGUGUGUGUGUGAGCUUGUGGUGUAUUUGUGCGUGAAUUUGUAGUGUGUGUGUACCUGUGAGUUUGUAGUGUGUGUGUGCGUGAGUUUGUGGAGUGUUUGUGUGUGCGUGAGUUUGUAGUGUGUUUGUGUGUGUGUGUGUGUGUGUGUGUGUGUGUGUGUGUGACUUUGUGUGUGUAUCCAGUGGACAAGGACAGUCUUAGGCUUGUCUGUGACUUCCCGCUGACCUACAUUGUCGAGUCGAGGUUCACUCUUGAAGAAAGGCCAUUGAGCAAACUCUUGGAGGAUACCCACGGAACUGUACCUCAGCAUCCUGAGUUAGUCCCUUCCUGAGGGUCGGCGGAAAACUGGAAUAAGGUAAAGGACUAUUCAAAAAUAAAAUCUUCCAAAAUGCUGAAAGUGUUAAUUAAGCUGAUGAAAUUGCUUGCUGGUUGAUGAAUUUCUGUGCUGAAUUUCCAAAACCCUCGGCGAACCUAGCUGACGCAAAGAAUAAAAAUGUGUCAUGUCCUUAGAGAUUGUAAGUGAAGUGGAGAAAGAGAGACAGAUGGAGGGGCUCCAGCUCACGCCACGGCACCUCAGCUGAUUGGCUCCGUUUUAUGUUUGCAUGCAAGGAUGAAUGUCUGUGGGACCGAACAGGACCUAACCCGAAGCUCAUGUGGCGCGGUGGGCGACACGGAGGAUCUGCAGGCGAUGGCUGUGCGCAGUCUGUCGGCGUCAGACAUGCAUAAACAUUACGAUUUCAUCCGAGAGCUAGGCAAGGGGACGUACGGCAGGGUGGAGCUCGUUAUCCACAAAAACGCAGGAACCAAAAUGGCUUUAAAGUUUUUGAAUAAAAACAAAACAAAGCUGAAGAAUUUUUUGAAAGAGUACAGCAUCACUAACAAUCUCUCCUCCAACCCCUUCAUCAUCAAGGUCUUUGACAUUGUCUUUGAGACUGAAGAUUGCUAUGUGUUUGGUCAGGAGUAUGCUCCAGGUGGCGAUUUGUUUGACAUCAUCCCUCCCCAGGUGGGUCUACCUGAGGACAACGUGAAACGCUGUGUGCAGCAGUUGGGUUUAGCUAUUGACUACAUGCACAGUAAGAGUCUGGUUCACCGGGAUAUAAAGCCAGAAAAUGUCCUCCUUUUUGACAAGGAGUGCAGACGGGUGAAGCUGUCCGAUUUCGGGAUGACACGCAAAGUUGGCUGCAGAGUGAAGCGCAUCAGUGGGACCAUCCCAUACACAGCUCCAGAGAUCUGUCAAGCCAACAGGACUGAAGGCUUUUUAGUUGACUGCAGCAUUGAUGUCUGGGCUUUUGGUGUUCUAAUCUUCUGCAUGUUGACUGGGAACUUUCCUUGGGAGGCUGCCAUGCCAUCUGACACAUUCUAUGAGGAAUUUGUGCGGUGGCAGAGGGGCCGGCUGAAUGGGUUUCCCUCACAGUGGAAAAGGUUCACAGAUGGAGCACUACGAAUGUUUCAGAGGCUGCUGGCUGUUGAUCCAGAGAAAAGAUGUUCGGUCAAGGAAGUGUUUUAUUUUCUGAAGUGUGACUUGAUGGUAGAAUUGAGGAGGAGGGCUUCUUAUCGAUGUAGAACGCAUUUGUCUGAUAAGCCGGCGCACAAACACGAGGGAUCCAGCCCCAGCAUGCCCACUCCACUGAGAAGAAGCCUCCUGUCAGAAACAGCAAGUUCCAGAUUCACGUCCACAUCCACAGAGUCAAGUUCACACCCAUCCGCAAGCAGGAUGGAGGGAAGACAGGACAAGGGCAAAGGUCGCAUGAUUGUUGCUACGGCGAUUGAAAUUUGUGUUUAAUUUUCCAACCCUCUUCUAGGUGUACACUGUUAUGAGGAGCGGAGGGGAGAGGAGCGUGGUGUGCUAUGAUUUUCAAUCUUUGGACCCUUCAGCUCUGGCAAUGAAAUCUUACCCCAUGCUCUAGAAUAGAUAUUAGAUGGGUUCAUUGUGCAGAAAGUCCCUCCUCCCUUGCUCAGUGAUAAAGUUUACAAACUGUUUCAAAGGUGCAAACUACUUUUGGGAGAGGGGAGAAUUCAGUUAGGUGCAGGUCCUUGAUCUCUGGAAACUGUGUUUAUGUUCAGCCCAGAGUAAUAGUGUAAAAAUGUCCUGUCUUGUGGCUUCAAAGGUCCUAAAUGAAAUAAGUUCAUUGAGACUCAAUUUAAUUCCUAGUUGUCACAGACUUACAGGACAAAAUCGUCCAUAAAUUAGCACUGUAUGUCAUAAAACUAAUUACUUGUUUACUACAUCUGAGGCCAUUGUCCACGUGAGUUGUGAGGUGAAUUUUUUAUGAAGGAUUUUCACAGCCAAGCUUGAUUCUGUUCUUGAUAUGUGUGUGCAUGGGCUUGCUGAUUGAGCAUAAUGAUGCUCAAUAGCGUUGAUCUGUCAUUCAGCAUAGAUUUGGUAUGAGCUGGUUUAUGUGUCUCAGUUCCACACUGGGCUUGCCUACUAGGCCUUCAGAGGGAGCUCUUAAUGUUUAAAACACAGCACAUUAGUAAUACCUGAGCAGUAGUUUAUUGACUUAAAGAAAAAGCAAAACAUUUGGCACAAGAGGCCUAGCUAUUUUAAUUGUUCAGACAUGUUAUGAUGCACCUCCAGCACAGGUAGAACUUGUACCCACACCUGCUCAGAAGAAGGGAUACCACAAUGGUAUCAAAAGAGCCCAACGCUAGUGUUAAUGCUUCUCACAAGCCUCCCUACUCAGCUUUUCAUCUCAUCCAAUAAACAUAUCUUCUAUUUCUUUCUUCCUCAUGUACUUAUAAAAAGUUGACAAUAAUUCCAUCUUCUGUUGUAAUAGGCAACUGUUACACCUAUUAUUACAGGAAGAAACCACUGGUUCCAAUAUUAAGAAUUAAUCUAUUUUUUGGGACAUUACAAAUCAUUGAAGAUUUGUAAAACAUAUGGAGAUGUUCUGGUUAUAGCAUCUCUGGAAUUUCCAAAAGAUAUUACUUUGCAGAUUAGAUUGUAAUCUCUUGGCAAGACCAAGGCAUCACCUUUGUUACUUGAAUAUAGGAUUUCAGUGUUGACCGUGAGGUAUCAUAACUCCAUAACUACCUCUUUACUUGAUUUUCUAAUUCUGUAAGUGUGUUUCAGGAAACUGAUCAUGAUUAAAUGGGAGCAGUUCCUUGGGAUUAUAUGUGUUUUUAGAUGGUUUCAACUCCUACCUCCUUAAGAGUCAUCAUGUACGAACACAGCUUUGCUGAUUCAUUAGUCUUCAGCAACAUCUGCCCAUUGGUCCAUUUAUGCACCCAAAUGCUUUUCUUUUGCCCCUGCAGUAUGUAGUUAGUGAGGUUGCCUUUAUCCUUGGGUUCUCCCUUUAAUUGUAAAGACUUCAUUUUGCUUCUAAAAUAGAGUAUUAUAUUCUGUUGGCAAUAAUAUGAAGCCCCACGUCUUUAUUAGAAUAUCUGCAAGCCUUUAAGAAUUUCAAUCAUACUUGCAUAUGGUUUGCCCAGGAUCACUAUAUCAUCUAUAAAAAUAUUAAUGAUUAAUAAAAAAAUAAUAUUGUUCAGUUUCAUCUUCACUCUUCUAAUUUCCCGUCCAGUGAGCAUGUCAAAGGGUCCAACAUCAUUUGAUAAAUAAUAGCUGUAGUGGAUUGUGUUGCUUGACAUUCUUCUUUAUGUGAAUGGAGUCACUUUUGAUUUUGUUCCUGUCUAUAACUGUAGUUUUGUCCAGUUUUCAACUACUUCAUUUAAUCCUUUUUGCACUCUCUUGAAAUCAGUACUGUUUUAUUUAAAAUCAUGGUGACUGAUUUGGGCUAGAGAGUGUGGUUUUAUCCUCUCUGUUUAAGUUUUCAGCUAACUAACCUUCAUAUACCAUCUGGUCAAACAGAACUCAUCAACUUUAUGCCUUUCAGCACUGUUUCAGUUCCUUUCUACUUGUGCCCAUCAGUUUGAUAUAUGAGCAAUGUAAACAAUGGCUCUCUUGAUUAUAAUCCUAUCAUUUGAUGUACUUAGCUUUGUUGAUAAUAGGAAUUGAAAAAUUGCUUGAUAAUAGGAAAUUUUGAUGUGGUUAGAUAAUCUUCUUAUGACAUUUUGGUAUAAUGUCAUAAUAAUUUUUAAGUGUCCUUUUCAGCAACCCAUCUCUUUCUUGCACUGGAUUUGAGUGCUGUACCAAUUAUGACACUUUUUGUUAUGACCAGUCUUCUCCUGUGGUACUUGCCAGGUUUUAUUUUGAAAUUCCCUAGCACUGUAAUGCCCUUGAUUAAAUCUAUCAUGGGGGCUGCAGAUUCCUCCUUUUACUUGUGUCAGAUGGUCAUCAAGAUCUGUCUUGGUCAGUUUAUUACUUCAACGUAAUGUGUAAUUUGAGUGUGAUCAGUGUCAGCGUGGAAGAAGGCAUUCAUCCAAAAUCUACUUACUAGUUUUAGAUUUCUGUAUGUGGAAUUUUUCUGAUUUAUGUCACAGCUCCCUUGGAACUGCUAUUCUAAUUAAAUCAGAAGAGCGAUUUCCUCUUCUAACAAUUGAAUUAUUAUUGGAUUUUUUGUUUCUAAGGCAAUUGUUUCUUGUGCCUCAGUGCAGUGUGUUGAUCUUUUGCAUGCUGUCUGAAUCCUGAAUGGAAAUUUUUGUUCAUGUUUUCACAGGGGAAAGCCACCUUUGUGUAUGGACAGCCCUCUGCCUUUAUAUUUGGUGAAAUGGUAGGCUAUCAAAUGAUCACUGUUCCUAUUGCUUUUGGUUCAGCUUUAAAUGUUUUAAUUUGAUGCCUUUUUUCAAGGUGCAGUGAGACCAUACCAAUACUUUGGUACAUUUCUUUGCACUUGUGAUGGGUUGUGAAUCCUAGUAUCUACUGCAUGGUUUAGUUGCACUUGGGGUCUAUUUUGUUACCUGCAUAACAGGCGUUUUUGAUUGAUGUUCUAGAGUCCAUUGUGGUAUUGUCUGUCACCAUUUCAGGCCUCAAGAUUUCGUUCAGGCUUUCAAGCUUGCAUCCUCCACCUCACUCUCAUUUGUUAUGCCACCUACUGUCUCUCCAAUGACUGUGGAUCUAACAGCUGGAUCAGGUGCCUUUGGGGCAGUUUGUAUAAUUUUACUGAUUUCACAUCUUCUUCACAUGUCCCGUGGAAGAGGAGAUUGCUAAUCUAGCAGGCUGGAUCUAAUAAUUUGUGUUUUAUGCAGUUUUCUGCUUGCUAUAACUAGUGCACUUAAUAGGAUGUUAUUAUUUGAGAUGCACUUUCAGCUGUGGGAUUGACAUAAUAGAAUCAUCCGUGCAUUUUGCUGUAACAUAGGUUGCCACACAUUGUGGGGGUAGUGAUCUAUGUAGAUCACCAUCCAUGCUGUAUCCUUUGAAAGUCAUUUUAACUAAUAAACAAUUAUUGUCAUAAGCUGGAUCAUAGGGAGGCACCACUCACUGUAGUUGGUGAGAACUUGGAGGAUGAUUGCAGAUUUUAUUACUAUCUAGACUGAUCCCAUUUAAGAGAGCCUGCAGUCCCUCAAUCUUGUCUCAUUUGUAAGGACACACUUCUUUUGAAUGGUUUAGAGGAAUAUUCCCUUCACGUACUAAUUUUACAAUUCAUGUGGACAUGGUCUUCUUUUUUUAUCUCUCCUCUAACCACAUCUCCACUGAAUGUAUUAUGAAUACUUCCUCUUCUGAAAAAUAGUGCACAAUCCUGAAAUCUUUGUGUGUGAAAGAAAUACUUACAUUUAUGUAGCACCUUUCAAAACCACCAGGCAUGUCAAAUGCUUUAUAGACAGUGAAGUACUUUUGAAGUGCAGUCACUUUUACUGUAGGAAAUGCAAUAGCAAUUUUUACACCGCAAGUUCUCUCAACAGCAAUGUGAUUAAGACCGGAAAAUCUGUUUUAUCCACUAUGUUGAUUGAGGCAUAAAGUUGGUCAGAAACCAGGGAAAACUGCCCUAUUUUUCUUCAAAAUAGUACCAUAGGCUAUUUUACAUUCAUUCAGGUAGGUAGACUGGGCUCUAGCUCGAUGUCUGAUCCAAAAGAUGACACCUCUGAUGGCGCAGCAGUCCUUCAAUGUUGCAUUGGAGUUUCAGCCUUGAAUUUAGUGUUUAAAGCUGGAGCAGGAUUUGAGUCUAGAACCUGUGACUUAGAGAAUGCUGCCUAAAGAGCUAUAUAUAUAUAUGCUGGUGGUUAGUUUAUUGGCUCAUUUAUCAAUACCAGACUUUUCCCAAUUACAUUUUUGGUUUUCAAGUUUGCUAUUUUACCUAAAAUUAAAUGAAAAACUGUCGAUAGUAAAGAUCUGAAAAACACACAGAAAUUGCUGCUAAAACACAUCAGGUCCAGCAACUUCUGUGGGACGAAAGCAGAAUUGACGUUUCAAGUCUGGUGACUCUUCAUCAGAACCCAGUCACCAGGCUUGAAAUUUUAACUCUGCUUUCUUUCCACAGAUGCUGCCAGACAUAUUGAGUUUCACCAGCAAUUUCUGAUUCUGUUUGGCAUUUUUCGACUUCAGUAUGAAACAAUGAAAAAUUAACUGAUGAAAGAAAAGAACACAUCUAUACAAUAAACAGGCUCGUGUGCAGCAUCUCUACCACUGCCACCCCCAAUCUGAUGAGAACUGGUAAUGUUCCUGCCAGUCACCACCAGAGUCAAACAGGUGACAGAACCGACCAUCAAUGGGCAGUAAUCAGAUACUGACAAUGUACAAACACACCAUCUUCACAUUUCCAAAGAAAAGGCACUUACAAAGUGAAUCAAAUUAAAUGUCCUCACCAUGGAAGCAUCACUCACAUGCUCAAAUUCAAUGUAAACUAAGAUUGCCCCUUCCCCCACUCCAAGUAAUAAUGUGUUGCUACUAUUUAACUGGGGAAUAGAGUAAUUAACUUUUCAUUUUCUCUCACCACCUGCUUCUUAUUCACCACCAUAGUUGCUAACUCUAAGACAGUAUCUGGAGGAAUGGGAUUGCCACUGAGCAUCAGGGCCAUAUUGCCAUGUAUUGAAAGAAUGGAAUUAGGAUAAAGAUAGAAGGCUGAUCAGACAGGGGACUGGAAAUAGGAAAAAUGCCAAGAAACGAUAGGCAGAGCCUUAAGCUCAGGGCUAGUCCUGUUGUCCAAGAGAAAGGUAAAACUUUAAUAAUGAAAUUGGCUGAGUGGAUCAUAACAAUUAAUUCUAGUCUGCAAGAUAUGUUUCAAUAUCAGUAAGACAGCUCAUAAAUAACAUUCUAUUACUAACUCAUUAUUACUUGAGGUUGAUGUUUAAUAUUUUCAAUUAAUUACAUAGAUUGUUAACGAUCAUCACUGCAACUUCCAUAAUGUGUAGCAGUGGAUAUGUGACGCUUUCCUACUGUGGCCAUUUGGGCUGUGAAAACCCCAGCAGUAAAUAGACAUGCACAAUAGUUACAAUGUGGAAUCAAUCAAAUAGGCACUUACCCUUCACAUAAACACUGUAGUUUGUGCCAUUCCAAAGUCAAGAAAAUGUUUUGAGCUACUUAACAUUGGGUUGCAGUACAAGUUUGUUACUGGCAGUGGCCCUGAUUGAAGUGGUAAAUUGAAAAACAUGUGAGAAACAUAUCCAAGAUUCAAGUGAUUUGGGAGCUUAUUUUCGACAAAACGGUAAAUUUAACCAAGUUAUUUGCAAUUUUUGCACUUUUAGAAUAUGACAGAAAUUUGGAUUUGGAGGCCAAUAGUUCCUCCAGGAUUUUCUGUCGUGGAAAGGAAUGUACAGAAAAUCUACCCUAUCUUACAUCCUGACAUGUACUCCCUCACCACUAAAUCAUUAGAUUAUGAAGAAGAAUUUGUAAACUUUUUCUCACAUUGUAGCAGUACCGAUAUGUCAACUAGGCCAAGUGACACAAUUGAUUAUUAAUAGUAAGAAUUAGUAUCAAUAGUAUCAAUAAUACAUGACAUGCAAGAUAUCAACAUCAAUUGGAAGCGUUAAACCUUCACCUUGGGACAUGUCUGCUAGAAGGCUCAUUAUUAACAAUGGUUGGUAUAAGAAAGUACUACCAGCAAGUUUUUUCCUGAUAUUUUGGAAAUUAUCCAAUAAAACAGCUGAAUCAAAUUAAAGGAAUGUUUCAAGUUAAAUUCCUGAUCUGCACCUAGCCAGGUGGUACACUACGGUUCAGCCUCAGUGCCCCAAGAUAGAAAGACUGGCAAGGGCUCUUGCUCCCAACUGUUCCAGUAUUGCAUGGAUAACUGCCUGACAGUGAACUAAUAAAUCCUGCUGUAGUUCAUGCAUUAGAAAUGACCACUGGAUUUGAAAGUUGACACUUUCAAGCAUAGCAGAAUAUUGAGCACAUAAAAAUGUACAGGCACUGGCUGAGGUCUGAAAGCUGGUUAUAUUUCUGUACUUAAUGUGAAUUCUGAUUAAGUGGGAGCUUUGAGGAUCCUUGCAGAGAAAACAUCACUGCUGAGGGGCAACUUGUGAUUUCUUUGUUUUUCUUCCCAGGAAGCCCCCUACUGUACUUAAUGCUUGAUCCCACUAUAAUCAAAUGAUGAAAUCAGGUAAGAUGCCAGCCUGACUGUCCAGCUGAUUAUGUUUAAGGACAUGGCCUCUGUCUAAGUUGGUCUCUUACUAGCGCAUGAAGUUUAAUGAACUUCAUUUAAUGUGGAAAUAUUAAAACAUGUUUUUAAUAAGAGUAAUACUUCUUCUAAUAGUGUUGUAGAAAUUGUAAACUUGACAGUAUAUUAGUCAUUCUUACAAGUAUGAUAUUUGAAGCACAUUUUAAAGGAGGUGAAGUGCUGCAAAGAUUAACUGUGGUUUGGUUGCCUAGUUGCAUGUUGUAGAGUUGGAGGUUGAAUGGCCCAUUGGUUUGAUUCACCCUGAGGAAUCUGGUCACAGCAACCCAGGCAGAAUACAUUAUGACAGACUAUUGUACACACAGCAUUGUGGUUUGCUUGGUCUGCAACACUGGAAAAGAGUGGACAGAGAAUAAUUUUAAAUACAGCACUGUGUGUAGAAAGGCCUAGAACUACUAGUGCUGCUGCUAAGGACAGUAGUCCUUUAAAAGUUACAUGUGUAUGAUAUGCAAUAAUUUUAGGAGUAGAGCUACGGUAGAUCUAUAUAUACGUAUAAACAUAAAUGAUGCUCUUUUACCUCAGUCUGUGAUAGGCACAUACCUCAAUCUCAUUGUAGUAGGCAAUGAAAAUAACAACAUAAAAACUGAACUAUAAAUUUUGUGGGAAGUAAUUUAAUUCUUGGCCUGUUCUGCCAAGACAGCUUUGAAAUGGAUUAGCCCUCCCAAAACUGACUCUUCCAUGGGAUCAAAUAAAUUAUAAGACAAAAGUAACCUCCUUUCCUGUGAUGUAAAGCCAGUUUCCCUCAUCAUUCUAUUGUGGCUUAUUUGUUUUUACCAGUGACGGUCCCAUGCCAUCCUCUCUUCGUUCACUGACCCCAUUGUAACCUUCUAAAAAAAAUUACUGUGGAUGAGGGAAAUUGGAAAUAAAAACAUAAAGUCGUGGCAACAUUCAGCAGUGUGGCAACAUCUGUGGAGAAAGAAAGUUAAUCUUUUGGUUCUGAGGAUACGUCACAGAGUUUACACGUUAAUUCUGUUUUUCUCACUCUACCAGACUGCUAUGCUGCUAGACCCACUGAAUAUAUCUAUUGUAACCUUAGUCUGGUAUGGCAGGGCUUUAAAACAUUUAUUAUCCACCCGCUUUCAUCAGUUCCAUUACAAAGGAUUUCAACUGUUCUUCACUUGUCCUGAAAGAUUGUGAUGGAACAUUGUAGAGGGAGUGUUCCUCCUCUGUCUGUAUUUAACCCAUGCUGUACUUGGCUUGGAGGUUCACGGUGUUGACAGUGGUUGUCUGAAGUGGGCAAGUAUUUGAUUCGCCAAUACUCACUUCUCUCAUCGUCAGCGUAAAAUAAUCUAGAUUUUGAUACUGCAUUUGAUUGGCAUGUGGAUUUUAGUUAUUCAAUCAUCUUGUGCUGAUCUUCAGGGUUCCAAUUGGUUGAAGGAAUUUUCAGUUUGGUAAAGUGUGUGUAAAGUCAAUACUGUCUUUGGCAAACCAAUAUGAAUCUUGAUUUCAGGAUCCCAUUCCUUUUCUUUUCUCUUUCUGAGUCGUCAUCCCAGGCUAAGACCGGACCCUUGUAAACACUUAAGUCUGUGGGGGUUGCUGAAAGGAUGUUCUAUUAAUCAAAUCACAAUUCCACCUAGGGGUGACCUCUUGUCAGCCCCCUUCUGGUUGGAAUUUCAUGUGUCAUAACCAUCUGCCAGAGUGGGUGGUGAUGAGGGCUUACAUCUACUCAUAUAUUAUUCAUGCCAAUAAUUUGUAAUUGCUAAACAGGGUUAAAUAUUGCUUUCAAAGGCCCUUUGUUGGUGAAAAUAGCAACAGAUAGAAAUGUUGAAUCAGGCAUAUUGAACAAUCUACUGAUUAGCACCAGGUUUGUUCCACAUGCUGUGCACUGCCAUUUGAAAAGUAUAUGCAUAAUAUUGGUUGUUAAUCCCCUAAAUAUGUAACUAAAGGCCCCAACUCCCUUUAACACCUCUAGGUAUGUAUGUGCUUUGUAGGUAAUGUGCACACAUCGAUAUCUACCCUAAGUGAGGCUGUUGCCUUUGCAUAGUAGCACUUGUCAUUGAUGUUGAUAGCUCCCUAGCUGAACAUGAAGUGGUGAGCAAGUGCUAUUCUGAAGAUUGUUGACGCAAUAUUAAGCAUAUACAAUCAUAUGUAGAAUUUGAAUCAUUGAUGAGUUAUCCUGAGGGUGUAAUGUGGCCAAUGAUCUGCUCUCAGUACUGUUGGCAAUGAUUCUUCUGCGCUGUAGAAUUUCUCCAUGUUUCUAACCAAAUAGAAUAAAACAUUCAAUUUGAAAUAAA
Molecule: messenger RNA, 12966 nt
Organism: Stegostoma tigrinum
Lineage: Eukaryota; Metazoa; Chordata; Chondrichthyes; Orectolobiformes; Stegostomatidae
Gene: sbk1
Product: SH3 domain binding kinase 1
Exons: 4
Coding region: 2899-4071 (390 amino acids)
Biological process (GO): peptidyl-serine phosphorylation; peptidyl-threonine phosphorylation
Molecular function (GO): ATP binding; protein serine/threonine kinase activity
Source: RefSeq, a predicted model, not a curated record